CGCCUGAAGCAGCAGGGAUGUGCGCACAUCGUUUUCACCGACUGCCAGCACGAUGGCAACGUCAAAAAGAUUGUUCCCCUGGUUGCCAAGCUGGUGGGCAACAGCCCACGCUACCACAGGGCCGAGAGCACCGAGUACAGCAUCCUGGUGAUCGGCGUGCCCAACGUGGGCAAGUCGUCGCUCAUCAACUCCCUGCGGAGGCUGCACCUCAAAAAGGGGAAAGCCACAGCGGUUGGUGGUGAGCCGGGCAUCACCAAGGCGGUGCUGACCAGAAUCCAGGUUUGUGAGAAGCCCCUGAUGUACCUAGUGGACACGCCGGGCGUGCUGCCCCCAAAGCUGGGGGACGUGGAGACGGGCAUGAAGCUGGCGCUGUGUGGAGCCAUCCGUGACCACCUGGUGGGGGAGGACAUCAUGGCCGACUACCUCCUGUACACCCUGAACAAGCAGCGGCAGUUUGG
Tauraco erythrolophus (red-crested turaco) is the source of this 458-nucleotide messenger RNA. The record is from RefSeq and is a predicted model, not a curated record. NCBI's taxonomy places the organism in Eukaryota, Metazoa, Chordata, Aves, Musophagiformes, Musophagidae.